GGGCAUGGGACAGGAGUGGCAACCCUGGGCUUGAGGCAAGGGCACCUGGUGGCUUUAUGUGUGCACUGAGAUGCAGGCUGGGGACAGCUAGAACAUAACAGGGAGUCUACCUUUGGCGUUCCUGGAAGACUGGGGUAGCUGAGACCACAGAAAUCAUGGAGGAAAACAGAAGGGAAAAAAAAGAACCAUCGUUCACUCAAACCAAGAGUUUUCCCAUCAAGCCACUGUCAGGGUUUGUGUAUUAAGGGAGCGGGGCAGGCUGGGAAAGUCUUCCCCAUAGGUAGAGGAUGAAGAAAGAGAAAGCCAGAGGAGGAAAAGGCAGAGGCCAUGAGGAGCUCCUUAAGGCAAAAGUUGCAUCCUCGGAAGACUGAGACGGCUGUAGUUGUUUGAAGAAUUAUUCUGUCAAUCUGGGGCCAUAGGAGAGAGAAUGGAGCCCAAGGAUGCCCUUAGACAAAGGCUAUCCGUCUAGACUGUAGACCACGAGCACUGUGGAGCCUUGUAGAUGUCUCUAUAAGCUGCCCUGCAGCUUCCUGGGGACAGAGACCAUGGCUCCAUGUGCUUCCCUCAGCAUCCUUGGGGACUCUGGAUAGACAGGGCAGCCACAUACAGAAGUGAACCACAAGGAUUGGGAAGUAGGAAUAGUGUAGAGGGGGCUUAAGAGGAAGCCGGAGCCGGAGAGGAAGUGAAGUGGACACAGAGGAAGCCGAGUCUGAAUGAGAAGUGGGUAACGCUGUGAGAAGUGUUCAAGUACAGCCAGCAACUGCACCUGCCAUCAGGCACUUUGCUGGCGUGGAGGGUGCGCAGUGGAGAGCAAGAUAAACGUGGGACUGUAAGUAGUGGAGACCAAGAGUCUCUGCACACUAGAAAUGGGGACAGACUGACAGAAGAGGCUGAAAGCAGCUGGAGGCAAGAAGGGAACAGAACCAGCGUUGACAGAACUUGCCUCCAGACCCACCAGGGACAAGAUGGUGUCCUGGGUGAUGUGGGAAGACCGAGCUGGAGACACCUAACCACCCUUGCUCUUCAAAUACCAGUGCAGAUCCACAGAUGAGCAUGGCUGCCACCGCUGCUGUCAGUCCCAGUGACUACCUGCAGCCUGCUGCCGCUGCUACCCAGGACUCCCAGCCGUCUCCCUUGGCCCUGCUUGCUGCAACAUGUAGCAAAAUUGGCCCACCAGCUGUUGAAGCUGCAGUGACGCCUCCUGCUCCGCCCCAGCCCACCCCACGGAAACUGGUCCCUAUCAAACCAGCCCCUCUCCCUCUCAGUCCCAGCAAGAAUAGCUUUGGCAUCUUGUCAUCUAAAGGAAAUAUACUUCAGAUUCAGGGCUCCCAGCUGAGUGCCUCCUAUCCCGGAGGGCAGCUGGUGUUUGCUAUCCAGAACCCCACCGUGAUCAACAAAGGGAGCAGAUCAAAUGCAAGUAUACAGUACCAAGCGGUCCCCCAGAUUCAAGGGAACAGUUCCCAGAGCAUCCAGGUGCAGCCCAACCUCGCCAACCAGAUCCAGAUCAUCCCAGGCACCAACCAAGCCAUCAUCGCCCCCUCAUCAUCUGGCCAUAAGCCUGUCCCCAUCAAGCCAGCUCCUGUCCAGAAGUCAAAUACGACUACCACUCCUGUGCAGAGUGGGGCCAAUGUGGUGAAGCUGACAGGUGGGGGUGGCAACGUGACACUUACUCUGCCGGUCAACAACCUGGUGAACACCAGUGAUGCUGGGGCCCCCGCUCAGCUCCUCACUGAGAGCCCCCCCACCCCACUGUCUAAGACUAACAAAAAAGCCAGGAAGAAGAGCCUUCCUGUCUCGCAGCCGUCAAUGGCUGUGGCUGAGCAGGUGGAGACGGUGCUGAUUGAGACCACAGCAGACAACAUCAUCCAGGCAGGAAACAACCUGCUGAUUGUCCAGAGCCCUGGUGGGGGCCAGCCAGCUGUGGUUCAGCAAGUCCAGGUGGUGCCCCCCAAGGCCGAGCAACAGCAGGUGGUGCAGAUACCCCAGCAGGCACUGCGGGUGGUGCAGGCUGCCUCUGCCACCCUCCCCACCGUUCCCCAGAAGCCCUCCCAGAACUUUCAGAUCCAGACAACUGAAUCAGCACCAACCCAGGUUUAUAUUCGUACACCUUCUGGUGAGGUACAGACAGUCCUCGUCCAGGACAGCCCCCCAGCAACAGCCGCAACCACCUCAACCACCACCUGUAACAGCCCUGCACCCCGAGCUCCCCAGCUGAGUGGUACCAGCAAAAAGCAUUCAGCUGCAAUCCUCCGGAAAGAGCGACCCCUGCCAAAGAUUGCACCUGCUGGGAGCAUCAUCAGCCUGAAUGCCGCACAGCUGGCCGCAGCUGCUCAGGCCAUGCAGACCAUCAACAUCAAUGGAGUCCAAGUGCAGGGUGUGCCUGUCACCAUCACGAACACUGGCGGGCAGCAGCAGCUCACAGUGCAGAAUGUUUCUGGAAACAAUCUGACCAUCAGUGGGCUAAGCCCCACCCAGAUCCAGCUGCAGAUGGAGCAGGCCCUCGCUGGAGAGGCCCAGCCCGGGGAGAAGAAGCGGCGUAUGGCCUGCACGUGCCCCAACUGCAAGGACGGGGAGAAGAGGUCUGGGGAGCAGGGCAAGAAGAAGCACGUGUGCCACAUCCCAGACUGUGGAAAAACUUUCCGGAAGACAUCCUUGCUUCGGGCCCACGUCCGCCUGCACACUGGGGAGCGACCCUUUGUCUGCAACUGGUUCUUCUGUGGAAAGAGGUUCACACGGAGCGAUGAGCUCCAACGACAUGCUCGAACCCACACAGGGGACAAGCGCUUUGAGUGCGCCCAGUGUCAGAAGCGCUUCAUGAGGAGUGACCAUCUCACCAAGCAUUACAAGACCCACCUAGUCACGAAGAACUUGUAAGGCCAACUGAGGCAGGAGGCCCUGAAGAUGGAAUCCCCCAUCUGAUUGGCCCGGGUCUAUGGUGGACAGGUGCCCACAACUGCCCUGGGCGGCCCUCACCCCACUCCUGUUCUGUGGCUGUGUCCCCACAGGGAGGGCCUCUCCUCCUGUGCUCUCCUUCCAAAGGCCCUUCUCAUCAUGAGCUCCUGGCCUGCUCAGGCUAUGGACACUGGCCAUGCCCAAUGAGACGUUCUAAACCAGGACGCGUGGGGACCCUUAUUUCCAAAGGAAAAACAUGCAUUUCACUCCGUCGAGGAGCAAAGUGAGCCCCCUAUCCUAACUCAUCCCUGCCCCAACACUGCCGGAGUCCCAUUGUGCCAUGCCCCCCAAUCCUGUGCCCCCUUGCCCCCUCAGUGAUCCCCUCUCCUGGCCGCUAGGGACACCCCAGGGCCCUGUACUCAGCCUCCCACUGGCGCCCACCUCUGCGGAGGCUGGGGAGGCCACCUCCACUCCACUGCCCAGCCCUGCCACGGCUCUCCUCCAGACAUUCCAACUUCUAUUUGAAAGGUCAGAUGCCGGCGGACUCUUCCCACUCCUGUUUCUAUGGAGAAUGUUGCCUUACACUUAGACUUCAGAUGAUGAACACUGUGUAUGUGUGUGCUUUAAAGACAUUUUAUUUAAUUGCUCCCUUCCUUUCUUCACUAGUCGCCUCCCCUCACCUGCGUUCAGUUUAGGGUUUGGGGGGCAAUGCUGAGCAUAGGAAUCUUUCUCACUAACAGUUCUUUUCUAAAUGACACAUUUCAACUCCGAUCUGGACUCCCAUGAGAAAGCACCUCCCAUUCUGACUCCCUCCACACCCUUCUAUCUCAUCGCCCUACCUGCCCAAGCUCUUGUGUACAGUGUAUAUUGUAUAAUAGACGAUUGUGUCUACGACAUGUUUUAAAAAAAACAUAUUGCUUGUUAUUUUUGAGGCUUUUAAAUUAAACAAAAAUCCAACUUUAUUUUUCGUUGUAACUGCUUGAGGAUGUUUUAUUAAUUAAGUGACAGAUUUGUUAUCCUUUAUUAACAAUGUAUUUUGUUGGUCAGUGAUGGGCUGACAAAAAUUUUCUUGCUAAUAAAUUUAGUUGCCUGAGGCAAAGUCUA
Molecule: messenger RNA, 3996 nt
Organism: Mesocricetus auratus (golden hamster)
Lineage: Eukaryota; Metazoa; Chordata; Mammalia; Rodentia; Cricetidae
Gene: Sp2
Product: Sp2 transcription factor
Exons: 7
Coding region: 1048-2874 (608 amino acids)
Biological process (GO): regulation of transcription by RNA polymerase II
Molecular function (GO): DNA-binding transcription factor activity, RNA polymerase II-specific; RNA polymerase II cis-regulatory region sequence-specific DNA binding
Source: RefSeq, a predicted model, not a curated record